AUGGGGAUUGUGCCUCCACAUCAACAGCAUCCUCCAAUGCAAUUGGUUGUCGUGAUGGUGAGUGCAGUGGUUAUACUGGUUACUGCUGUCGUCCUUGUCGCCUUCUUCUUUAACAAGUGCAGUCGAGUGCAUACGAAACUUUUAAAGAAGACGUUGCUGGCUAAGAAGAAUAGUUAUAAAUCUGCCCCAGGAGUAACAAUCACGUACACGAAAGAAGACAGCCUUCAGCAUCAGAGCAGCAGUGGUGCAGCGCACCACGAUGAGUGGGAACUGGACGCCAGGGAAGUUACCCUCGGGGUCGAAAUAGGUCAGGGCGCUUUCGGCCUAGUUAUGACGGGCUACUAUAGAAGUCAACAAGUUGCUAUCAAGGUUAUAAAAGGCGAUGUACUGCCAUCGUACAAGGAAGAAUUGUUGAGGGAGAUCCAGCUGAUGAAAACAAUCGGUCGACACAACAACAUCGUCUCCAUCGUGGGCGCCUGCACCCUUAAAGAUCCCAUUGCCCUUAUCAUGGAGUACAUGCCAUUUGGGAACCUCCAGUCAUUUCUACAGAAAUGCCGUUUAGAGGGAGAAAUGCGGCGGACGAACCACGGGGUGGAGAUGGACUACUGCCCUCUGGACCAUUUGACCGGCACCAAAGAAUCAUGGUCCAUCAGCGCUACGGACCUUCUAUCGUUUGCUAGACAAAUUUCCGUAGCUAUGGAAUUCAUCUCCGAUAAAAAGUACGUCCACAGAGAUGUGGCCGCGCGAAAUGUUCUCGUCAGCAGCAACAAAAUCGUUAAACUCUGCGAUUUCGGGCUAGCCCGCAUCGUCCAAAAUGGUGACCAGUACUGCAAACUGACCAAUGGUAGGCUGCCAUUGAAGUGGAUGGCCUUAGAGUCUAUUCGCGAUAGGAUAUUCACCACUCAGAGUGACGUUUGGUCGUAUGGAGUUUUACUCUGGGAGAUAACGACGCUGGGUUCGACUCCCUACCCCGACAUAGCCCUGAUCGAUCUGUACAGGCUGCUCUGUGAUGGAUUCAGGAUGAAGAAACCAGCCAACUGCUCGUGCGAACUCUAUAACCUGAUGCGCGAGUGUUGGCUGGAGAGUCCGGACAAGCGUCCGACAUUCAACGAGAUCAAAUUAAGGUUAGAAGGCCUGCUGGCUCAGAAAGGAAAUUACCUUGACCUUGAACUAAUUGACAGCUCAUUGAACCGCCUUAAAAGACCCCCCACCCCCGUACAGCCAAUAGAAUUUCGACACUCUCCGACAACAUACCUCAACAAACGCCCUCUCACGUGGAAUAGUGACGAUAGUUCAGGAAAAAGUUUGAAAUACAAAAAUGACGUUAACGACGAUGACGACGAUGACGACUGUAACGUGGUGUGGAAAACUUCUGGAAGCAAUGAUUAUCAGGAACCUCGAAAAGUUUUCAAAUCCUCCAUUAUGACGUCAUCUUCGCGUAAGGGGAGCGGCAGCUACCACAUGACGACAACCACCGUCGUCGAUAGCGAUCUGGAAGAUGUGGUCGCUGAUGAUGAUAAUGCUGCAAAUGUUGCAGACGAUGACGACGAUGAGGAUGAAGACGAUAGGGAUGAUGAAGUUUUCGACCAGCUAGUGUGA
Helobdella robusta is the source of this 1599-nucleotide messenger RNA. RefSeq lists its product as hypothetical. Bases 1 to 1599 code for a protein of 532 amino acids. Gene Ontology annotation, cellular component: signaling receptor complex. Gene Ontology annotation, molecular function: ATP binding; transmembrane receptor protein tyrosine kinase activity. Gene Ontology annotation, biological process: protein phosphorylation; cell surface receptor protein tyrosine kinase signaling pathway; multicellular organism development. NCBI's taxonomy places the organism in Eukaryota, Metazoa, Annelida, Clitellata, Rhynchobdellida, Glossiphoniidae. The transcript is spliced from 7 exons. The record is from RefSeq and is a predicted model, not a curated record.